Molecule: messenger RNA, 801 nt
Organism: Rotaria sp. Silwood1
Lineage: Eukaryota; Metazoa; Rotifera; Eurotatoria; Philodinida; Philodinidae
Source: the annotation of a GenBank genome assembly
AUGGUCGAUCAUCGUUUACUUGUUCUAUUCUUAGCUGUAGUACUGUUGGUUUCAGUAUUACAUGCUGAACGUGCUCGUAAUGAUAAUCUUCAAGAUGAAGAAGACGAAAUGGAAGGUUACAAUGAAGAUACUGAUAAUUUUCCACAAGAUGUUGUUGAAGCUAUGAAACGCUUUUUGAAAGGAAAGAAAACGACAACUACUGAAAAACCAAGUUCAGAUGCCAUUAUAGCUUUAUUUUCAACAACAACUCGACCUAGUAUUACUCGACCAACUCCGUCGAAACCAUCAAUUUAUGAUGAUACAUUCGGCAGGAAAACUAGUAGUACCCCUUGUAGUACAUCACGAUAUGGUCGUACAACAAAAUCAACAGGUAAAGAUGCAUGUGGCUAUGUCAGCCCAUGUAAGAAUGGCGGUACAUGCAAAACAUUAUCAAGUGGACGAUACUAUUGCUUUUGCACACAAGAUUAUUAUGGAAAACAUUGUGAAAAUAAAUUUAUAACAAGUGGUAAUACUGAUCGAUUACCUAAAGAUCAUUGUUCUAAAUCACCUUGUCGUAACGGAGGUGAAUGUGUUGGAUUACGUACAACAUAUUAUUGCCGGUGUAAAUCACCUUACUACGGAACAAAUUGUGAUAAACGUAUUGGAAAACGUGAAGAAUCAAUUGAUGAAUCAAGUUCAUCUGAACAAAAAUUAGAAGAAGUUAAACGCGAUUUCGAAGGAUAUAAACAAGAUUUAGAACAAGAUAAAGAAGAUUUACGACGAGCUAUUGCUAAUGAAAAUUUACUUGAAAAUUUUGAAUAG